This is a messenger RNA of Closterium sp. Yama58-4, 4581 nucleotides long. Lineage: Eukaryota; Viridiplantae; Streptophyta; Zygnematophyceae; Desmidiales; Closteriaceae. The record is from the annotation of a GenBank genome assembly.
AUGGCAAGGUGCGGUGUUGACUGUCCACUCUGUGGUAGCACAUCAAUGUUGGUGUUACUUUUGAGAAUGAUCAAAAGUCGCACCAACAUGGCAAGGUGUUCUAUGCAGAACCCGAUGUGCCGCUGGGGAGGGGAGGCAGUGUGGCGUACGUCCUCUUUUAACCCCCAUCCCCACUUCCCCCCUCCGUCUUUCUUCCCCCUUCCCCAGGUGUUCUACGCAGAACUCGAUGUGCCGUUGGGGAGGGGGGCCGGCGCGCAGGUGUGGGUGGCGCGGGGGAGGGGGCGGAACAAGGCGGACGCGGAGAGGAACUGCUGUGUGGCAGCCUGCGAGCGCCUGCACGAGCUGGGGCUGCUCAAGGCACCUUCUUCCUCCAACCUUGCUGCCAUGGGACAGAGUGGUGGCAGUGCUGGCAUUCUGGCCAAGGAUCAGGGACAGACCCCGCGCCUCUCCCUCAAUCCAUCCGACAUCGCCCUUCUAGAGGACGUGCUCUCCGAGUUCCACUCCAGCCUGCCCAAGCCACCGUCUCUCCCUCCUCCCUCGCACUCGCCUCCUCUCCCCUCCCACCCUCCCGACUCCACCACUCAAGGCACCGGCUUGCUUCCCCGCCCUCACUCCACUGGCACUCUCCCUUUCUCCUCCUACUCCUCGCUCCCCUACCCCUCUGGUUCUGCCUCUAAAGCAGCAGCAGCAGGAGGAGGAGCAGCAGCAGCGGCAGCAGCAGCGGCGGCAGCAGCUGCAUCGGCAAUGGAUGUAUCUGGGCCAUACCCGAGGGAUCCGUACCUGGAUGAACGGUUCAGAUUGGCGGCUGAGAGGAGGAGCGUGGCACGGGAGAUGGGGGAGAGGUGGAGGGCGCGGGAGAGGCUGCCUGCGUGGAAGGAGAGGGAUGCAGUGGUGCGCAUGGUGCAGGCAAAUCCAGUGUCGCUCAUUGUUGGGGAGACUGGCUGUGGUAAAACGACGCAGCCCGCCACCUUACCCCAGCGUCUCCUACUCCUGUGCCGCGUCUCUUCCCUCGGCAGUGCGAGUCAGUUUGGGGUGGGACAUGGUGGGGUAUUGCACUAUUGCACUCCUAUAUCCUGCAAGUUGCAACUUUAUGUUGCGCUCAUUUCCCCCUUCGUCACCCCUCAUACCAACAGUGUGGCAGAGCAUGUAGCAUGGGAGAGGGGCGAGGCGUUGGGGGACAGUGUGGGGUAUCGCAUUCGGCUGGACAGCAACUCUUGGUUUCGCUCAUUCUCGUGUUACCAUAUCCCACCCCCUCCCUACAGUGUGGCAGAGCGUGUGGCAUGGGAGAGGGGCGAGGCGUUGGGGGACAGUGUGGGGUAUCGCAUUCGGCUGGACAGCAACCCGCCCAGGGCCAGAGGCAGCAUUCUCUUUUGCACUGUCGGCAUACUGCUCAGGCGAAUGCAGAGCCCAGAGGGCAUGGAGGGGGUGAGCCAUGUAGUGGUGGACGAGGUGCAUGAGCGUGACAUGGACACCGACUUCCUCCUCAUCGUGCUCAAACAGAUGCUCGCCUCCCCCGCCGUGCACUCUCGUAUCCGUGUGGUCGUUAUGAGCGCCACCAUCGAUGCAGACCUCUUCACCUCCCCCAUUCUCCUCCCGGCGUGUCCCCUUUGCCAUUGCUCUUACCAUUCCGCACCCAGCUAUUUCCACCACUGCCCCAUGCUCGCCAUCCCCGGUUCAUCCACCCUGUCUCAGUCCACUCACUCGACAACCUCCCCUCCCUCAUGGGCCGUCACGUGCCAUUGGUGCUGCGACAUGCACUACCCCCCACGGCCUGUCCUGCCGUGCUCGCUCUGCCCCCAUCCACCCACUCCUCCCAACCCCUGCACCCCCUCCAACCCCUCCAACCCCUCCAACCCCUCCCCCCCCUCCAACCCCUCCAACCCCUCCUGCUUAUUUUCGCUUUUGAGAAUUCUUAAAAGCGCCGUGCUCGCUCUGCCCCCAUCCAUCCACUCCUCCCAACCCCUCCUGCUUAUUUUCAACCCCCUUCUUUCCUCGCCCCUUCCCCUUCGCUGUUGCCCCAUCUCCUCUCCCCCCCUCUCCCCAAUUUUUCCCCCACCCAGCUACUUCCACCACUGCCCCAUGCUCACAAUCCCCGGCUUCAUCCACCCGGUCUCAGUCCACUCGCUCGACGAUCUUCCUUAUCUCAUGGGCCGCCACGUGCCAUCGGUGGUACGGCAAGCGCUGCAACCAAAGUACGGCUGUGCUGACGAGGACGAGCUCGAUGCUGAGCUGGCAGCGAGGGUCGUGGCAUGGGUGGAUGAUGAGUAUGCGAGGGAGGACGGGUCGAUUCUCUGCUUCCUGCCGGGGUGGGACACGAUAGCAGAAGCCAAGCGCCAGCUGCAGUUCCUCCCGGGAUCAUACCGCUUCCACAUCGUUAUGCUGCACUCGCAGGUGCCACCAGCGGAGCAGAGAGCAGCCUUUGACCGCCCUCCAGAGGGGAAGCGCAAGGUGAUUCUAUCGACCAACAUAGCGGAGACGAGUGUGACGAUAGACGACGUGGUGUUUGUGGUGGAUGGCGGCAAGUCCAAGGAGAAGUACUUCGAGCCCGCCAGGAACAUCUCCUCCAUGCGCGUGCAGUGGGCGUCCAAGGCGAGUGUGAAGCAGAGGCAGGGCCGAGCUGGUCGCGUGCGCCCCGGGAAAUGCUUCCGCCUCUUCACUCGCACGGUGUACGAGGCCAUGGCCCCCAACUCAGUGCCUGAGAUGCAGCGAGUGCCGCUGGAAGAAAUCUGCCUGCAAAUCAAACCCCUUCCCCUCGCAGCCGCCAUCACCUCCUACCCCUCCUCCUCCCCCUACCCCUCCUCCGCCACCGCCCAUCGCAGCACCAACAUCGGUCUCUUUCUCGCCAAGGCCCUCUCUCCCCCGGAUCCCUUUGCUGUUCGCCAUGCCAUCGAGAAUCUCCAGAGGCUGGGGGCGUUGGAUGAAGAUGAAGAGCUCACAGCCCUUGGAUCGACCCUCAGCCGGCUUGCUGUCCACCCUCGGAUCGGCAAGAUGUUGGUGUAUGGCUCCCUGCUCCACUGCCUCUCUCCUUUACUCUCUGUUGCUGCGGCCGCUUCCCUCUCUCGCGACCCGUUCCUCUCCCCCAUCACCAACCGCAACGCCGCUGAUGCUGCGCGCCGAGCCUUCGCGACAGGCUCGGCGGCGGGCAGCGACCAUCUGGCGGUGGUGAUGGCGCAUGAGGGGUGGAUGAGAGCAAACGCUGAGGGGCGGGCGAUGGGUUACUGCGAUGAGAAUUUUCUGGCGCCGUCCGGCAUGCGGCUUAUGCUGGGGCUGAAGAUGCAGAUUGAAAGGAUGCUGUGGGGGGCUGGGUUGGCUCGAUUAGGAGAGUCUCUUGAUGCUGAUCUGCCGCCUAAGGUUCAGACGCAGGGUGCUGGUGCAAGGGGCAUGGUGGGGCAGGGGAAGGAGUCAGGGGGUGGAGGGGGACGAGGGGGCAAGGCAUUGGACGACGGGGGGGUGCAUUUUCUGACGUUCAACGAGCGGGUGCAGACUUCGCAGGUGUUUAUCCGUGGCUGCACCCUCAUUCCAGCUCUCUCUAUCAUCCUCUUUGGAGGUCCUGUCCAGCUUGCCCCUACCCCGACUCCGUUUCUACCCCUGGGAGGGGCUUUUCCCUCUGGCAACCCGUAUGGUGCUGCUGCUUCUGUUGCUGCUACCUAUGGGUUUCAUCCCUCCUCCUCAUUGGCAUCUCAGCCGGUUCUGCUCAUUGUGGACCGUUGGAUCGAGUUUGUGGUGGAUCGGCACGUGGGAGAACUGCUGGUGCAGCUGCGGGCGGUGCUGGAUUCGAUUCUGGGGAGGUGGGUGGCGGGCGGGCCGCGGCCGGCCAAUGAGAGGCGAGUGGUGGGGUGUGCUGAGGUGGUGCUGGUGGUGGGGAUUGGAGGGGGGAUGGUGCUGCUGGUGGGGGGGAUUGGAGGUCUGGUGGCGCUGGUGGGGGGGAUUGGAGGUCUGGUGGCGCUGGUGGGGGGGAUUGGAGGUCUGGUGGUGCUGGUGGGGGGGACUGGAGGUCUGGUGGUGCUGGUGGGAGGGAUUGGAGGGGGGGUGGUGCUGGUGAUCGUCAUGAGCCUAGUCCUCGUGGGUAUGGUGACCGAGUCUCAAGGGAUGGGUCUGGGUAUCGAAGGUAGCCUGCUGGCGUGGAAUCCUUUAGCAGGGAUGGCAAGGACGCCGGCCUCAAGGCUAAGGUCACGUGGACUUGCCGUGAUUGCGACCGCAGCUGUCUGCCAGUUCGAGACGAAUCCCAAUGUAUCUGCGGCCACAGGCUUCGAGAGCAUCCUGGUCUGCGGACGAGCCAAAUGUGCAUGCAAGAGUUUCUUCUUCAUUCCUGCUCAAGGCGUCUGGAUCCUUCGUUGCAGAUGCAAGCAUAAGCAUGUGGAACACGAGCCAACAUCGCACAAAUGCAUCCGGCCAAAAUGCUCUUGCGACAAGUUCGAUAGCCCAUGGGUGUGCAACUGCAAUCAUCCAUGGGGUCAUCACACACAACAGACAAAUGUCCUGACAAGGCAGCAGCUCCUCAAGCAAAGGAUGGAAGACGUUGCAUCUCCAGCGCCAGAGGUUAACAAUGUGGCAGCAUUGAUGCGAGGCCUCCGGGCAUGA